AAUUAAAGUGCUGAAAGUGUUUUCGAAAAGUAAAUUGUGAAAUUUUUUUGCUUGUGAUAUUUAAAAACAACAAUUCAAUAUGAGUGAUCCACAUUAUGAAAGUGCUAAUAAUCUACAAACAGCAACAAAUUUUAACUCUGCACUACCUCGUCGCUUUUCUUUAACAAGUUUAGUGGUGUUUUGCUGCAUCUUUUCGCACAUUCAUUCAAUCUGGAGAAUCGUUUGCCAAUAGUCACGUAUGGACCACAUGCGAAUGCAUAUUUUAGCUAUUUCAUAGCAACACGAAUACAAUUAGAAUAACAUAAAAUGCCCCACCCAAGUAACGAGAGCGCACCGGAAUGCCCACAUAAACACACGUAUACGACGGGCAAUAACAACAACAACUAAAACAAUUACAAAAAUUCAAAAUAAAGCUCAGUCAGAGAUAGCGACGAUGACAACAAUAAUAAUGAACAUUAAAACAGCAACUAGAACCCACCAUUAAAACCAGCAACACGAACAGUGCAACAACAAAUACGACAACGACACCAACGAACCAACACGUAGAUGACAGAAAUCCACGAGAAGCUCACAACUCACAACGACCGCAGCGAUAGAGCAUAAAGCAAAACAACAAAAACAAAAGUGAAAGCAAAACAACAAAAACAAAAGCGAAAGCAAAAAAUCGAAAAAAAAACAAACAAACGGAAGUGCCUCACAUAGCAGGAGUGGGAAGGAAAAACAGCAAAAUAACCACGCAGCGCAGCGUAAAUGUAAUCCUAGACUCGAUUAUUCGAUGCUAGAAACACUGGUGGCGGCAGCAGGUCUAGUAGUCUGUGGAAAGGGAAUAAGGGGAGCCAUAGAUAACAGCACAAGCAGUUGAGUGCAAGCUGCGGUGGGGGUGCGGAGCUACAGUGAAAGGAGUGACAGACAGGAGUAAGGAAAGCGGCAGGCAGCCAAUAGGAUGAGCAGGCAAAACUGAGUGACGGGCAUUCUUGUAGAAAUCCAGCAGCAAAAACCAGCCAAGUAAACAAAUUAAAGUGCUGUCUAAAAGCAGAGAGCGAAAGCGAAUGAGAAUGGCGAUAAAAAUUUAACAAUACCGAAAUACAACAAAAAAGGAGAUUACAGAAAUCAAAGCCAACGGGCUCAAAGCAAAGAUACAAUGAUAAUUUACUUAAAUUAACCCAAUCCAUCCAUUAAAAGGUAUUAAAGGAACGAAAACGGACGCAAAAAAAAAAAACACAAAAACAAAAACGAGCAUGCAAACAGAAUGCCAGAAGUGAGAGACAAGCGAACGAGGCACGGAGUGUAAAAGUACGGUGAAAAAGAUGUCAAAGUAAAGCGAUAAGCAGACACGGAAUCUGGAUCUAUAGAUACGCUGCGCAUAGUAGUGAAGUGCUUGAAAGCAAGAAUACGAGCAACAGCAGCAACAAAAACAAUAUCAGUAUUAGCUGAUGAACAAAAUAAUUCUACGAAAAAGUGGACGUAGCACGGACGUAAAACAAGCGGUAAAGCUUAACGGCGUCAAAGCAGAAGCAGAGUGCCGUUAACGGUUCUGAGAGAAGGUGGCGCAGAGAGGCAAGGUUGUAGAGGAGGUUGCAUAGAGAGGCAAAGCUUGAAAGCGGAAGCUGAUGCUGACGCUGAUUGACAGCGCACAACCAGCGGAAGCAGUCAUAUGAUCCGCAAAAUGAAGGGAUUAAGUUUUAGUCAAAAAGCAAACAAGCGACGAAAAAACGUUCAAACCAACGACCAAACACCAAGCGGCAACACAGCAUUGCCAACACGCGCAGCGUGCACCAACAACAACAACAAGGUGAACAAGCUGAAAAUAUGCAAAACGACAACAAUAACACAAGCUCAUAACGGUAACGCCGCACAGCUGACAACACCAUUAAUAUGUCGGAACAAUAACAAGAAAAACAGCUGCAACAGCGUAGGUAGCCAGCGCCGCUACUGCAGCAACAGCAGCAAUUCAACACCACCACCGCCCACCUUCAACCAGCACCACAACCACCAACACCAGCAUUGCCUCGCCUCGGGCCAGCUGACGUACAAAAUGCCAUUGCCACUGCUGUCAAUAUGUAAAACAACAACAACAACUACAAUGGCUUUCGAUGUGUCCGCGGACGAGCAGCUGGAAAGUGUUCAAAAUCGUUGCCUUGCCCAUUACAAAGAGCAACAACGUCAGCGAAAAACAACAACAACAACAUGCGCACCCACCAAACUCACCCAAAACCAUCGCCAACACCAACAACCAGCAACCACUCGCACAUUGUCUUGUUUCAGCAAAUCUUUGGCAACUUUGUCAUUGCGCUCACUGUUGUCUCGCCAUCAUCAGCUCUUCCAUUUGCAGCAACACCUCCGACAGCUGCACCUCCACCUCCACUUUGGCAUCGCCGUCAUUGUGCUGGCCUCCAUUUUAAUGUAUUCAUGCCCAUGCGCGUCGGCCUUGCGUCUCACAAAUGGCGGCAACACUAAAACUUUAUCCGCUAAUAAGGAGCAAUUAAAUAUUGGCCUAAUUGCACCGCACACAAAUUUUGGCAAACGUGAAUAUUUACGCGCCAUUAACACCGCCGUACAGGGUCUGGCGAAGACACGCGGUGCCAAGCUGACGUUCCUGAAAGACUAUUCAUUUGAACCGCGUAAUAUACAUUUUGAUAUGAUGUCGCUGACGCCGAGUCCGACAGCCAUUUUGAGUACACUCUGUAAAGAGUUCUUACAAGCGAAUGUCUCUGCCAUACUAUAUAUGAUGAAUAAUGAACAAUUCGGCCAUAGCACUGCCUCCGCUCAAUAUUUUCUACAAUUGGCCGGCUAUCUUGGCAUACCGGUAAUCUCAUGGAAUGCCGACAACUCGGGUCUGGAGAGACGCGCCUCUCAAUCGACACUUCAACUUCAGUUAGCUCCAAGUAUAGAACAUCAAAGUGCUGCUAUGUUGAGCAUUCUAGAGCGUUACAAAUGGCAUCAAUUUUCGGUUGUCACCUCUCAGAUAGCCGGACACGAUGAUUUUGUACAGGCUGUAAGGGAGCGUGUCGCCGAAAUGCAAGACCAUUUCAAAUUCACGAUACUCAAUUCGAUUGUGGUAACGCGCACCAGCGACUUGAUGGAAUUAGUGAAUAGCGAGGCUAGAGUGAUGCUCCUCUAUGCCACACAAAGCGAAGCGGUUACUAUUCUUAGAGCUGCUGAAGAAAUGAAGUUAACUGGCGAAAAUUAUGUGUGGGUCGUCAGUCAAUCGGUUAUCGAGAAGAAGGAUGCACAAACACAAUUUCCCAUUGGCAUGUUGGGCGUACACUUCGACACAAGUAGUGCGGCGCUGAUGAAUGAAAUAUCGAAUGCGAUUAAAAUUUAUGCGUUCGGCGUUGAAACAUACCUCACAGAUCCGGCAAAUCGGGGGCGACGUCUCACAACACAAUCACUUUCGUGUGAGGAUGAGGGACGUGGACGUUGGGAUAACGGUGAAAUCUUCUUCCGUUAUUUGCGCAACGUAUCCAUAGAGGGUGAUCUGAAUAAACCCAACAUAGAAUUCACUGCCGAUGGCGAUCUCAAAUCUGCUGAAUUGAAAAUCAUGAAUUUACGUCCUGGAGCAAACAAUAAGAAUCUCGUUUGGGAAGAGAUUGGCGUGUGGAAGUCAUGGGAGACGCAAAAGCUUGAUAUACGUGACAUUGCCUGGCCGGGUAACUCGCAUGCUCCACCACAGGGUGUACCCGAAAAAUUCCAUUUAAAGAUAACAUUCCUCGAAGAGGCACCCUAUAUCAAUCUCUCGCCCGCCGACCCAAUCAGUGGCAAAUGUCUAAUGGAUCGCGGCGUCCUUUGUCGGGUCGCGGCCGAUCACGAGAUGGCCGCUGACAUCGAUGUCGGGCAAGCGCAUCGCAAUGAAUCGUUCUAUCAGUGUUGUAGUGGCUUUUGCAUCGAUCUACUGGAAAAAUUUGCCGACGAAUUGGGUUUCACAUACGAAUUGGUGCGGGUCGAAGAUGGUAAAUGGGGUACACUUGAGAAUGGUAAAUGGAAUGGGCUGAUUGCGGAUUUGGUAAAUCGUAAAACCGACAUGGUAUUGACAUCGCUGAUGAUCAAUACCGAACGCGAAGCUGUGGUGGACUUCAGUGAGCCAUUCAUGGAAACUGGUAUUGCGAUAGUAGUGGCUAAGCGUACGGGUAUUAUAUCACCAACAGCUUUUCUAGAACCAUUCGAUACCGCCUCUUGGAUGUUGGUCGGUAUUGUGGCGAUACAUGCUGCCACAUUUAUGAUAUUCCUUUUCGAAUGGCUUUCGCCAAGCGGUUACAAUAUGAAACUUUAUCUACAAAAUGCUAGUGUAACGCCAUACCGUUUCUCGCUUUGUCGCACCUAUUGGCUUGUGUGGGCGGUACUCUUUCAGGCUGCUGUACAUGUGGACUCACCGCGCGGUUUCACCUCACGAUUCAUGACGAACGUGUGGGCUCUAUUCGCUGUGGUCUUCUUGGCCAUCUACACUGCUAACUUGGCUGCCUUCAUGAUAACGCGAGAGGAAUUUCAUGAAUUCAGCGGUCUGAACGACAGCCGUUUGGUACAUCCCUACUCGCACAAACCCUCAUUUAAGUUCGGUACAAUACCUUACAGUCACACCGACUCGACUAUACACCAAUAUUUUAAGGAAAUGCAUCACUACAUGAGACAAUACAACAAAACUAGCGUCGCUGAAGGCGUAGCCGCCGUACUCAAUGGCAAUCUCGACUCGUUCAUCUACGAUGGCACUGUGCUCGAUUAUUUGGUGGCACAAGAUGAGGACUGCCGCUUAAUGACCGUCGGCAGCUGGUAUGCCAUGACAGGUUAUGGUCUCGCAUUUAGUCGCAAUUCAAAAUACGUCCAAAUGUUCAACAAACGUCUAUUAGAAUUUCGCGCCAAUGGCGAUCUGGAGCGUCUACGUCGUUACUGGAUGACGGGCACAUGUCGUCCCGGCAAACAGGAGCAUAAAUCCUCCGAUCCACUUGCGCUAGAACAGUUCUUAUCCGCUUUCCUACUACUUAUGGCUGGUAUUCUCUUUGCCGCAUUACUACUUCUGCUCGAACACAUCUAUUUCAAGUAUGUACGAAAACGUUUAGCCAAAAAAGAUGGCUGUCAUUGUUGUGCGCUGUUGUCACUGUCAAUGGGCAAAGCUUUGACAUUUCGCGGUGCAGUUUUUGAGGCAACGGAAAUACUGAAAAAACAUCGCUGCAAUGAUCCCAUUUGUGAUACACAUCUGUGGAAAGUAAAGCAUGAAUUGGAUAUGUCACGUUUACGUGUACGACAAUUGGAGAAAGCGUUGGAUCAGCAUGGCAUUAAGCCGCCGCAAUUGAGAUUGACGUCAUCGACGGAUAUGUUGAAUCAUCAUCAUCUGAAAGAACGGCCACCGUUGUUGGGCAAUUUGAGUUUAGCUGCGAGUGCACAAGAUUUAUACAGGUGGUCUUACAAAACGGAAAUUGCGGAAAUGGAGACGGUGCUGUAAGAGACCACACACCGCAACAAAUACCACCGCACGCCACCACAUGCCAACAACAUCAACACCACCAAUAUACAUACAUACAUGUAGGAACUGGGCGACCGCCACCACCACACAAGACGCGCUGUCUGAAGAUGAGCCACCACUAACUAAUGCUUCAAAGCAAAUGAGUGAUGCUGCCUGUCUGCCUUGCUGGCUUCUAACCAAUAACUCGACGGCAUGCGGAAGCAAUAGAUUUCAGUAGGAAAUGAGCACAAAUGCUAAUAACGGUAUGAUAUUUGAAUCCCAUGUAAAAAGUGUUUAGGAAAUAUCAGGUGGCAAGGAGCAAAGCGCAACGAACGGAAGGCAGCGGGCAGCGCAGCUGUCGAUGAAGCGAAAUCUUGCUCGUUUUGCAAGGAUCCACAGCAAUAAGUUAACAAUGCCAGCAACAGUUGUAAAGAGUAAUACAUGCACACACAAAUAUACAUGCAUCUAUUUGUGUGUAUAUGCGGGCAAAGCUUGGAAUUUGAAUAAUGAUUGAGCUGAGAAAAAACAAACAAAAAUAAAUAAAUAUGAACCAACAACAGCAGCAACGCAUCAAAAAUAAACAUUGUAUGUAGUAUUUAUAUAUAUAUAUGUAUAUGUAUGAGUGUGAAUAAUAUUAAGAGCCAAAGGAGAAAUUCAAAUUCAAACACGAACUUAAUGAUUACAAGUAAUAAUUAUCAAUAAUUAAUAAUAAUAACGAAUAAUACUAACAAGAUGACAUGCUAAACACAGUUAUAAAUCAAAAUAGUUUUAUUGAACAUAAAAAACUCUAAAAAAAUAAUGCAAACGAACAAUAAAAGCGAGCGAGAUUUAUUGCGAAAGGCAACAAAAACAUUGAAAUGCGCAAAGCAAAGGUUUAAGGGGUUCUAACCACUUGUAAGUACGAAAAAGUUAGUUUUUUGUGAUUUUUUUUUUGAAGAAAUUACUUAAUGAAAUAAAUUUAAACAAUUUCUUGUACUUUAAUAAUCGGUGAUUCAUUUUUAAAAAAAUGGAGUAACUUGCUUCCUGGCGGUGAGGAAAAAUUUUCGGCUUAAAACUAACUCAAAUUCAAAAUCAAAAAAAUAUUUUUAAUAUUGCUGAAUUGCAAGUAUUAAUCGAAGGACUUGUCCAUAUUUUGAUUUUUUUUUGUCAAAAUGACGGCUUCACAAAAGUAAAAGGUGCUUUUAUACCCUGAACAGGGAUCUUAAGUUUACAAAAAAGUUUGUAACAAAUAGCUGGAAACGUUUGAGACCACAUAAAGUAUAUAUGUAUAUAUAUUAGAAAUGAUCCGUUUUACGAGCUAAGUCGGUUAAGCCAUGUCCGUCUGUGUGUCUGUCUGUAUAUGAACUAGUCACUCAGUUUUUUAAAUCUGAAAUUUUCCACCCACACCACUAUAACAUAUAGCUGUCAUACAAACUGAACAAUCGGUAUCGAUUGCUUGUAUGGAAAAUUUUUUUCAUUUGACGAGAUGUCUUCGAAAAAAAAUUUCUUACCGACUCUAGAAACAGUGUUUUGAGAAAAAACGCUUUAAAAUUUUGGGAGCCGAUUAAAAGUUCUUGCAAUUCUUUUUUAUUUAAUUUUAAAAUUCUUACAUAUACGCUUCUAUAUCCGAAACUGUUUGCGAGAAAUAACCCCUUAAUACAAACGUUGAAUAAAAAGUUCAGUGAAAUACAACCUUAAAAUGCGCGCAAGAUUUAAACAAAAACAUUUUAAAUAAAAAAUAUAAACUAAAAAAAUUGAAAUGUCUUAAGAAAUAAUUGUUUAGAUUAAUAAUGCAAACAAUAAAUAUUAAUAAUAAUAAUUAUAAAAAAAUGUAAACGGCCAACAAGCCACACAGCUAUGUACUAUAUGCACUAAACAGAACUUUUAAACUGUACACACAGGUCCACGCACACGCAUUAGAUAAGUCCACCUUUAAAGCUUUACAAAGUGCAAGCAGGUGUGUACAGUUUAGCGGUUGUGUGCGCUUCACCAGUACACUUCCAUGCUUAAGGCAACAAAAACAAACACUAAAUUCACUAAAUUUAAUAACACUAGUUUAAUGUAUGAAAAAUAAAAAGAAAAAAACAACAAAACAAAAAAUUAAUAUAAAAAAUAAAAACAAGAAACGAAAAUAAAAAAGAAAACCAGAGACAAAAACAAAAAAACCAAAGCAAAAAAUUAAAACUCAAUUACAAUUAAGGCAAACCCAACUCAUACUCGUAAAUGCCUCAAAUUUGUUAUUCAUUUGUUAUUACAUAUGUACAUACAUAUAUGUGUAAAGGUUUUCGAGUGUAAUUAAGCUUAAUUAAAAUUAGCAUACAUACACAUAACUAAAUGUAUGUAUAAAAAGCUACAUAAUUUGUCAUUAAAUUACUUGAAAAUCGUUUUUAAAAAAACCGAAGUGAAAAUUGACUGACAAAUACUAAAAAUUGCAAAGCACAAAGUAAACAACUAAAAUUCAAGAUGUUGAAAAGCACAAAACAGACAAGUGGGCUCUAAUAAGACAGCAGUAUUUUAAAAUAGAUUUAAAAAAUGGCAUAAAACAUGUCGUAAAUUGUAGAUACAACACAAGCCAUAUUUUAUGGCAAAUUGUGCACUAAAUGAAGACGUUAACAGAUGUAUAAACUGCUUGCUAGGUAAAUCACGUGGUAGAAGUAAAAAGUCUCAAGCAGUAAAUGAGCGAUAACGGUAUUCUAAAAUCAAACUUGAAAGCACUCUGCAAGAAGCUUUGACAUUCUCUACAAUAUUUUGUGCUUAAACUGCUUUAAAUGCUGCAAUUCAAUUUUCACACAGCUGUUGCUCGGUUUUCUGUAGUCGCAGGUACCUAACACAAGUCAAAAUUAUUUAAUAGUUUCUAUAAAAGAAAUAUAGAGAAUAUAAUUGUUAUAUAUGCAAGUCGAACAAACAGUAAAGUUUGUGUAAGAAAUGUUUAAAGUUUAAGAAAUGGAGUUACAGCGAAAUGUUUGUUUGUUUUUUUUUUGUCGUUUAAAAACUUUAUGCGAUAGUAAAUUUGAUAUGAUUUAACAUG
This is a messenger RNA of Bactrocera neohumeralis, 8441 nucleotides long. It is a transcript of the gene Nmdar2, whose product is annotated as glutamate receptor ionotropic, NMDA 2B. Gene Ontology annotation, biological process: modulation of chemical synaptic transmission; synaptic transmission, glutamatergic; monoatomic ion transport. The transcript has 11 exons. NCBI's taxonomy places the organism in Eukaryota, Metazoa, Arthropoda, Insecta, Diptera, Tephritidae. The record is from RefSeq and is a predicted model, not a curated record. Bases 1655 to 5434 code for a protein of 1259 amino acids. Gene Ontology annotation, cellular component: plasma membrane; postsynaptic membrane. Gene Ontology annotation, molecular function: NMDA glutamate receptor activity; transmitter-gated monoatomic ion channel activity involved in regulation of postsynaptic membrane potential.